AAGUGUGUUUACUUAUCUCCAUCUGCACUGGCUGUACCGUCAAUCAUAUGAAUGGAUUCGAAAUCACGUUUUAACCAAGAAGCAGAUAUCAUACAGCUUGAGCAGAGCCGGCGGAGAAAAAAGCGUCCCAUCCAAACCGGCAAAUGGGGCUUUUUGACAAGCUUGCAGGGUGGCUGGGCCUGAAGAAGAAGGAAGUGAACGUGUUGUGUUUAGGUCUGGACAACAGUGGAAAAACUACCAUCAUCAACCAGCUAAAGCCAUCCAAUGCUCAGGCUCAAGACAUUGUACCAACUAUAGGUUUCAGCAUAGAAAAGUUUAAGACCUCAAGUCUUUCUUUCACAGUGUUUGACAUGUCAGGGCAGGGAAGAUACAGAAAUCUGUGGGAGCACUAUUACAAGGAGGGUCAGGCCAUCAUAUUUGUGAUUGACAGUGGUGAUAAACUAAGAAUGGUUGUGGCAAAAGAAGAAUUGGAUACCCUUUUGAAUCACCCUGAUAUUAAGCACAGAAGGAUACCUAUACUCUUUUUCGCUAACAAGAUGGACCUCAGGGAUGCAUUGUCAGCAGUAAAGGUCUCCCAGCUCUUAUGUCUGGAAAAUAUUAAGGACAAACCAUGGCAUAUCUGUGCAAGUGAUGCAGUAAAAGGAGAAGGUCUUCAGGAGGGUGUAGACUGGCUGCAAGAUCAAAUCAGAACGAUGAAAACGUAAAACCCUCCUGAAAUAUAAAAACAGCCAAGGUCACCAGCUGCAAUGGCGGAGCCAGACAAAACAGAUCUUCACCUUUGGGCACUAAAUUUGUGUUUGUCAGUUAGGUUAGUAGUGUAAUAGUUGAUCUGAUCACAAGUGGUCAGUUGAGACUUUUCUUUUUAAAUCUCACCACAAACAUUAUUCUGACAGUUGUUUUCUUUUAAAGCCACACUUUACUAGUGAAUUUAACCUAUUAGCCUAAUAAUUGAUUGACAGAUUCCCUAUUGUCCAUGAUGCAUAAGAGCACUUCAAUUUGGCCAUAUACAUUUCUAAUUACCUCCAAAUGAGUAAGAUCACAAAACAUUUCACCACUUUUGAUCACCUAAGCUAUUAUGCUAUUAUCACAUGUAAAUAUGUCUGUGACAAUGCAUCUAAUAUUUGAGCAUUGCACCUUCUCUCUUGAUGAAUUACACUAAACUUCUUGGCUGCCAAUGCUGUUAAGUAAUUCUGUUGAGAAACUCACUGUAACAUGUUUCUCAGACAGCUGAGCACAGUGGCUAAUAUUUUAUAUCUUAGCUAUGUUUGUUUGUGAAUAGAUAGAAAACAUUCCCAAGCAGUGUUUAUUCCAUUGCUUUGAAAUGAAAAAUGUGGUCAAAGCUUGUUACUGUAGUGAUGUACAGUAGUGCUGUUUAUAGUCACUAUUUUGCUAUGAUUUACUUUUUCAUGCAUUGUAUGCAUGUUGCAUCUGAAGAGUAUGAAAAUGAGAAAUUAUGACACCUCAAACCAUCACAAAGGAAACAUUUCUCUUUGUUUUGGAGUUAUUUAUUUUCCAUGAACAUUUUGUUUUAAAAGCAUAUUGUAAAGAAAUUGUUGCUGUAUUUUUGUCUUGUGUUUUGUCUAGGCAGAUUACAUUUUCACAUUAUUUGCUAAACAAAACAUUUCACAGAUUUUUAGCAUUUUUUUCACUUCUGAUUGCAGUUUUAUUAAUCAGUAAGGGAUCUUGCAAUAGAAUGUUUAAAGAAUAAACAAACUAUGGAGCUUA
Cyprinus carpio (common carp) is the source of this 1725-nucleotide messenger RNA. RefSeq names its product ADP-ribosylation factor-like protein 6. Lineage: Eukaryota; Metazoa; Chordata; Actinopteri; Cypriniformes; Cyprinidae. The record is from RefSeq and is a predicted model, not a curated record. Gene Ontology annotation, cellular component: axoneme; cytoplasm. Gene Ontology annotation, biological process: intracellular protein transport; vesicle-mediated transport; protein localization to cilium. Gene Ontology annotation, molecular function: GTPase activity; GTP binding.